This is a messenger RNA of Aspergillus calidoustus, 738 nucleotides long. NCBI's taxonomy places the organism in Eukaryota, Fungi, Ascomycota, Eurotiomycetes, Eurotiales, Aspergillaceae. The record is from the annotation of a GenBank genome assembly.
AUGAAGAGCCUCGAAAUCAAGACCGUCGGCCUCGCAAUCUCCUUUCUCGUCACGGCGGGGGCAGCACAAACCACGACAGCUCCUCCGGCCGCAACUGCUCCCGCCCUCCUACGCCCUUCUAGCGGCGAGAUCAUCACGAUAAACCAGAUAUACACAGUCGAAUGGACCCCUCCACCGCCUGGACCGCUCGCCAUCGAGGUCUCGGGAAAUCGGAAUGGUCACGUCGGCCAGAUCCAUUCGCUCCUGCCCGAUACCUGGACCUGCACUGGGUAUAUCAUCAAUACUGAAUGUCGGAAAUUGAAUAUUACUAUUCCUGAAGGAGCGACUAGCUAUGUCUGGAAUCUGACAAAGCCCUCGGACCUCUUUCGCAUCUCUUACGAAUAUCUCAAUCUCAACCUCGCCGUGUACAUCGAUGAUGUCCCACGUGGAGAACUACCCGAAGACGCUGCGCCGUGGUAUGUCAGUGGGCAAUUCAGUCUCGUUGAGCCGCCGAGGGAGACUACCACUACGACAACAACCACAAGGACGACGACAACAACAACAACCUCGGCUACGGCGUCGGAAUCAGCUAGUGAGUCUCCAAGUGCGACAAGUGGUGAACCCUCAGCGACCUCAACGGACGGCGGUGCAAUUACGACCGAGACACCCACAGACGCGGCUGUUCCUCAAACUCCCGGAAGUGACAGCAUCUGGAAGUUGGGUCUAGUUUUUGGAAUUGCAUUCGCUGGGUUCUUCUAA